GAUAGCCCUAGCUGUAAGGUGGUAUCUCCUGGAGAUAUGGCUGGGGUGGAAUUCAAGAGAAGGAGGGUUCCAACGAAAAGAAUUUUUGGUUCCGAGUUUACUGAUCCAACUAAGAAGAAAAAGAAAGCAAAGACAAUUGUAACUGAUCCUGGUGAAAUUAAUCCCCUACAGCCAUAUGACGAAAAGCAAAUGAGACGUUUUAAGAAAUGGGUAAUUGGUUUAAAAAAGAAUGAUAAGCAUAUUUCUCUCUUGGCUGGUUCGUGCACUGCGAAAUGGUUUAUUCAGCUACUUACACCACGUACAUGGCUGGACGGACUGCACAUUGAUGCAGCUUUAGGGUUGAUGAAAGAACGAGUGUACACUUACAAGAAGACUUACUCCGAAAGAUUCACCAUCGUGGAUUCUAUGUUCCAACAGUUCUUCGAACCACAUUGGGAACAAUUCAACAAGAAGAAAAUCAAAUCAAGCUACAUUUGGCCACAAGAAGUGCUUGAUUACUUGGUAGGUGAUGAUAACAAUUUCAAAAGGAGUUGGAAAGACAUUGAUGAAGUGUUUACCCCAAUUAAUUUUUCUGGGACACAUUGGGUGUUGUUAGAGAUAUCAUUGACAAGCUGUCUUAUAAAAGCUUAUGACUCUGAUAUCACUGUGGUCUCCAACAAGGAGUUUGAGAAUAAAAUGAGCAGAUGGGGAAAAAUGCUACCAUUUCUAAUUCAAUCCAGUGGGCUGUUAAGCCAUAGGAAAGAUGUCCAACUACAAGCACAGAAAGUGCGUUUUGAGUUCACAAGACUUGGCACAGAAAAAGUGCCACAGACCAAAACUAGUGGCGAUUGUGGGGUAUAUGUCAUCAAACAUCUAGAGUACUUGCUAGCCAAAAAACCGCUAUCCGAAGUGAAUGACGACAACAUGGAUUUCUUUAGAAAAAAGACUUGUGUAGAUUUGUUUUACCAUAACUUACAACCAUAGUUGUCUUUUAUUUAAUUAUAUGUAUCUUACUUUUGAAUGUAUGAAGAAACUAUGUCAACUUCAUCUCAUUAAAUGGUAUUGAAUGACUUCGUUUA
Humulus lupulus (European hop) is the source of this 1058-nucleotide messenger RNA. RefSeq lists its product as uncharacterized. Gene Ontology annotation, cellular component: nucleus. Bases 37 to 963 code for a protein of 308 amino acids. Gene Ontology annotation, molecular function: deSUMOylase activity. The transcript has 3 exons. Gene Ontology annotation, biological process: protein desumoylation. The record is from RefSeq and is a predicted model, not a curated record. NCBI's taxonomy places the organism in Eukaryota, Viridiplantae, Streptophyta, Magnoliopsida, Rosales, Cannabaceae.